Messenger RNA from Andrographis paniculata, 875 nucleotides. Its product is annotated as NADH dehydrogenase [ubiquinone] iron-sulfur protein 6, mitochondrial. NCBI's taxonomy places the organism in Eukaryota, Viridiplantae, Streptophyta, Magnoliopsida, Lamiales, Acanthaceae. The transcript has 3 exons. The coding region runs from base 152 to 496 and encodes 114 amino acids. The record is from RefSeq and is a predicted model, not a curated record. Gene Ontology annotation, biological process: mitochondrial electron transport, NADH to ubiquinone.
AUCACAGAACCAGAAUUAUAAUAAAAGGCCCUCUCUCCCUCUCUCUCUCAUUAGGAAUUGGCAGCCCCCGUUUCUUCCCCCUUUCUAUUCUCUUCCAUUUUUCAAUCCUCCAGCCCUAUUAUUACUCUCCGAUCCGAUCCGAUCCGAUUCGAUGGCGGCGGCAUUCCGGGCAAGAGCUGGAUUAACAAUUGUCACCCACCUCGUUAAAUCCCUACCCCGCUCCUCCAAUUCUCGAUGCUUAAGCGGCAUCGUCGCCCCAGAAGUCGUUUCUUCUCAUACCGCCAAAUGGAUGCAGGAUACUGGUAAAAAAUCUCCUAUGGAGUUAAUCAAUGAGGUCCCACCUAUCAAAGUGGAAGGGCGGAUUGUUGCUUGCGAAGGAGAUGAUGAUCCAGCUCUUGGGCAUCCAAUAGAGUUCAUAUGCCUGGACAAGGAAGAGCCAGCAGUGUGCAAGUAUUGCGGGCUACGGUAUUUGCAAGAUCAUCACCACCAGCAUUAGAUUAGGAGAGGAUGGUGAUGCAGUGAGCAGAUAGUGCAAGCAAAAUUUGGGUCAAACAAUGGGGAAUGAGAUUGUGUGUGCGUGUGCACGUCUGCUGCCCUGCCCUCCCUACCCUAAAAUACAAAUGAUAAGAAUAAUAAAUAUUCUGAACACCUCAAAUUGGUUGAUAUCUCUCUUAGGGAGUCUAACAACCUCUCCUGGAAUCCAUCCAGUUUCUAUGCCAUUCCUUGUCCCCGUCCUGUCCUCUCUUCUCCUCUCACAGUAGAUGGGUGAGGAGGACAUGUUCUUGUUUGUUUUACUUGCUGUAUUGUCGUUUCUACCAUCAUCACCAUCUUUGUUAUUGUUAUUAUGAUUAUGAAUAAUGAGAAUUUAAGAGACA